AUGGCUUAUCAUGAGGCAGCUGCGGGGGACGGUACUACUCGGGAAGAGCAGUUCUUGAAAGGUCAAAAACUAGUUCUUUGCAUUUGUUCCUUGAUGCUGAUAUUGUUCUUGGUUGCUUUGGAUCAAACUAUUGUUUCCACGACGUUCACGGAAGUUGGUAAGGACUUUGGCUCCUUUGACAAGAUUAGUUGGUUGGUAUCGGGAUACAUGCUGGCAAGCGCAAGUGUGGUAACUGUCUACGGUAAACUCUCCAUUGUGUUUGGAAGGAAAUACUCCCUAUUGCUGGCUAUUUUUCUAUUUGAGCUGGGGUCACUGCUGUGUGCUGUGUCUCAAAACAUGACAAUGCUCAUAGUGGCCAGAGUUAUUGCUGGUAUUGGAGGAGGAGGAAUCCAGAGCUUAACGACGGUUGUUGCCAGUGAAGUGGUUCAUAUGAACAAAAGGCCUGCAAUCAUGUCCUUGUUUGGGAUAGUGUUUGCAAUCUCCUCAGUUUUGGGCCCAUUGGUGGGGGGCGUAUUUACUACAGAGGUCACUUGGAGAUGGUGCUACUACAUUAAUCUUCCGGUAGGUGGAUUUGCUACAGCGUUGCUACUAUAUGCAUUCAACCCCCCUAGACCUAAAUUUACCUGGUCAAAAAUCAGAGAGAUCGAUUACAUUGGAAUCUCCAGCUUUAUGGCUGGAAUCGUCCUGAUUUUAUUAGCAAUGUCCUUAGGUGGCAUAAACUACCCAUGGAAUUCGGCUGCUGUGAUCUGCUGUUUUGUAUUGGGAGGGUUAUCAUUGAUUGUGUUCUCUAUUUGGAAUUUCAAAUUUUCGUCAAACCCUUUGAUUCCAUAUUUUGUCAUCAAAGUUCCAGGCGUAUUUGUUUGUACUUUGGUCUACUUCUUCACAUUUUGUAACUUUAUGACCUUAGUCAUAUACGGAACGUUAUACUUCCAAACCAUUUUGAACAGAUCAGCUUUUCAAUCCGGUAUUGAUACCCUAGCUUUGAUCAUUCCCCUCAUGGUUGCAACAUUAAUAAGUACAGGAUUGGUUCAAGGAUCGAAACAGGUGAAACCUGUAAUUAUUAUUGGGACAAUAUUGGGACCAAUAGGUGGAGGCUUAAUGACUCUGCUAGAUGUUGAUUCACCUUUGUCCAAGCGUAUUGGUCUGUUUAUUAUUUCCGGUGUCUCUCUUGGUAUACAGAUGCAGACAGUGCUUAUUUCUGCUCAACUGGCAGCGCCAAAGCAAGCUUCUGGCCUUAUUUUGACUACUGUAGUGGUCAAUUUUUCAAGGUCAAUAGGUGGUGCAAUUGGUGCCAAUUUGGCUAACACUAUUUAUUCUGUUACUUUCAGCAAGAAAAUCCGACCAUACACAGAGAACUCCAUCAUCAGAAUUCCUGAUUCAGUACUUCUAAAUUCCCCCGAAGCGAUACUUUCCCUCCCAGAGAAUCUUCAGGAACUGGUAACAGAGAAACUGAUGGAGAGUCUUCGAGCAACUUUUUACUUUGGUUUGGGAUGCGCCAGCGUGGCUUUCAUUAUCAGUUUAUUUGUGAGCAACGAUAAACUCCCCAAGAAGGAGAAGAAGCCAGAAGUUACAGAAACCCCUGACCAGUCUCAAGAUGACAAUAAAUCUCCUUCCCUAGACAAGUCCCUCGAGUUCAUUAAUGUACAUAGUAAAAACUAA
Messenger RNA from Komagataella phaffii GS115, 1659 nucleotides. RefSeq lists its product as uncharacterized. The record is from RefSeq and is a predicted model, not a curated record. Bases 1 to 1659 code for a protein of 552 amino acids. The transcript has a single exon. Gene Ontology annotation, biological process: transmembrane transport. Gene Ontology annotation, molecular function: transmembrane transporter activity. NCBI's taxonomy places the organism in Eukaryota, Fungi, Ascomycota, Pichiomycetes, Pichiales, Pichiaceae.